This is a messenger RNA of Phragmites australis (common reed), 1685 nucleotides long. RefSeq names its product zinc-finger homeodomain protein 9-like. Lineage: Eukaryota; Viridiplantae; Streptophyta; Magnoliopsida; Poales; Poaceae. Gene Ontology annotation, molecular function: transcription cis-regulatory region binding; DNA-binding transcription factor activity. Bases 164 to 1237 code for a protein of 357 amino acids. Gene Ontology annotation, cellular component: nucleus. The transcript has a single exon. The record is from RefSeq and is a predicted model, not a curated record. Gene Ontology annotation, biological process: regulation of DNA-templated transcription; regulation of developmental process.
UCGCCCUCUCUUCACCUCCUUACCUGUUGUUUUCCUCCCUCCUCCCUUGACCCGUCGUCCCAUGCUAAAGCCCGGGGUUAGGAGCUAGAGGUAAUCUGUCUCUCUCUCUCUCUCUCUUUCUCUCUCUCGGUCAAGGCGAGUGGGGCAGCACUGCGCGCGCGGCAUGGAUGCCAUGGACGUCAAGUACAAGCCGGUCAUGUUCCCCAACGGCGGUGCUGUUAAGAAGGUGAAGCCGGCUGCCGUGGCGCCGGCAGCUGGCGAGCCGAUGUACCGGGAGUGCCUCAAGAACCACGCGGCGAGCCUGGGCGGGCACGCCGUGGACGGGUGCGGGGAGUUCAUGCCGUCGCCGAGGGCCAACCCCGCCGACCCGACGUCGUUUAAGUGUGCGGCGUGCGGCUGCCACCGCAACUUCCACCGCCGGACGGUGGAGGGGUCCCCGCCGCCUGCGCCUCUAGCGCUGCCGGCGCCCGUGACGGCGAGCGUGCUCCAUGGCGAGCCGCACCGCGGCGAGGAGACGCCGGAGGACAGGCUCCCGGGGGUCAUCGAUGGCGACGAUUCCGACUCCGACUCGGACGGCUCGGAGUACGACGAGGAGCGGUCGGUGUCCCCGCCACCGCCGCCGCCGCACCACGUGCCGGCGCCGGUGGCGCAGCAGCCUCCUCCGCUGCCGUACUUCGCCUCGGCGCCGCACAUGCUGCUCUCUCUUAACUCCGGCGCGCCCGGGUCAGCUGUCGCUGCUGCGGCCGCGGUCCAGAGGCUCCCGGCCCAGCUGACGCCGUCGAGCGCGCCGGCCCCCGGGGCGAUGCCGAGGAAGCGGUUCCGCACCAAGUUCACCGCCGAGCAGAAGCAGCGGAUGCAGGAGCUGUCGGAGCGGCUCGGGUGGCGGCUGCAGAAGCGCGACGAGGCCAUCGUCGACGAGUGGUGCCGCGACAUCGGCGUCGGCAAGGGCGUCUUCAAGGUCUGGAUGCACAACAACAAGCACAACUUCCUCGGCGGCCACAGCGCCCGCCGCAGCGCCUCCUCCGGCACCCCCACCGCCGCCGGCGCCGCACCGCCAUUCAACCCGUCCACAACCACCACCACCACCACCACCACCCCUCCCGCUCCCGGUCACGCCUCGUCCCCGCCAGCCGCCACCACCGGCUUCAACAUCAACGGCGCCGCCUCCUCCGCUCCCACCGUCAACGCCGGACACCAAGAGAACAUCAACGGAGCCUCUUUGGCGCAGUCCGAGUAAACAACUAGAGAGAGAAGGGAGAAUGGGGAGAAAGUGAGAGAGAAACAUGUAGCUUAAUUCCAGUGAUAAUUUCCUUUUCUUUUUUCUUUAGUCUUUCCAUCUAAGAAAUUAACCCCAAGAAAGCAUGCCGCCGCCGCAGCUGCCUAGAAAUCCAAGCUUCUUCCCCUGUAUGUUCUUGGGAUCUGAUGAUGAUGGUGAUGCUGAUUUUAGGACUAGAUUAUCUCAUCCCAACCAAAAGUUGUAGCCAUAGCCUGCCUUCUUGGUUGUUCUUGUCUUCCAUGAGCUGUGCUCAGAGCAGCAAAGCUGGGAGAGGGUUCUUCCUUCUAGACUCCUAGGAUCCCAUGCUGCUGUGCUGUGACAAUGUGACAUGUUUCACAAAACGGAAGCAGCUCCCCUCUUGCUCCUCUGAGCACUGUUCCUUCCAUUAAUCAAUUGACUUGCUUGUACU